AUGGUGCUCCACGGGAAGAAGCUCAUCUGGGCGAUCCAGAGCGUUUGCGCCCUAAGCAUCUUCUUCUUCGGCUAUGACCAAGGCAUGAUGGGCGGCGUGAACGGAGCGCCCGACUACAUCCAGACAAUGAAGCUCGGCUACCUAACUCCCGCUGCAAACGGCGGCAAAGUGAGCGCAACCGUCACCGACUCGACGAAGCAGGGCGGCAUCGUCGCGGCGUACUACCUCGGCACACUUAUUGGAUGCUUGGCUGGUGGCUGGAUCGGCGACAAGCUCGGGCGAAAGAAAACCAUUUGGGUUGGCGCGCUCUGGAUCCUCGUCGGCGCACCGCUUCAAGCUGCGGCGCAGAACGUCACUUGGAUGGUGAUGGCGCGCAUCAUUACCGGCGUCGGCACGGGCCACUUGAACGUAAUCGUCCCGGUCUGGUCUGCCGAGACGAGCGGACACUUGUCCCGCGGCUUCUUUAUCGCCCUCGAGUUUACCCUGAACAUCUUUGGUGUCGUCGUCGCCUACUGGCUCGAGUACGGCCUCUCUUUCGUCGGCGACGGCAACACCCAGAUCCGCUGGCGGUUCCCUAUCGCUUUCCAGCUCGUGCCCCUCGUCGGUCUCGUCUUCGCGACCUACUUCAUGCCGGAAUCGCCUCGUUGGCUCAUGAAGGCCGGUCGACACGACGAAGCUCGCGCUCUUCUCGGUCGCCUGCGUUCCGAGGACGGCGAGGUGAACGACGUCGCGCUCGCCGAGUACCACGAGAUUGAUCAGACGAUCCGCAUGGAUGGUGGCGAAGAGCCGUCGUACUUGACCAUGUUCUUCUCGCCUUGCGGGAAGCUGCACCUUUCGCGCAGGACGCAACUCGCCAUCUGGAUCCAGAUCCUCCAGGAGUGGGGAGGCAUCGCUGCCAUCACUGUCUACCAGCCAGUCAUUUUCGGGCUUGCGGGUUUCGAUUCUUCUAAGGCGGGGUGGAUUUCGGGCGUCAACACGAUCACCUACAUGAUCUCGACCCUCAUCUGCGUCUUCACCCUCGACCGCAUCGGCCGUCGCAUGACGCUCUUCUGGGGCGGAGCCGUGCAGGCGUUCGCGCUCAUCAUGGCGGGCGUCUUCGUCCACCUCCUCACCAUUCACCCCGAGAAGACGCCUCAGUACGGCGGCGCCGCCACUUUCAUGGUCUUCUUGUACACUGCAACGUUCGGCGCAAGCUGGCUGACCGUCCCGUGGACUUAUCCCGCCGAAAUUUGGCCUGUCAACGCUCGUGCGAAGGGAAAUGCCAUGGGAGUUGUCGGCUGGUCGAUCGGGAACGGCUGGUGCACGUUGCUCGUCCCCGUCAUGUUCGCCAAGAUCAAGGAGAACGCCUUGUACAUCUUUGGCUGUGCGAACAUCCUCGCCAUUGUCGUCAUCUAUCUCUUCUACCCAGAAACCGCCAACCGUACUCUCGAAGAAAUCGACUUCCUCUUCAUGAGCGACUCGCCGCUCGUGUGGCACGCCGAGGCUUCGCACGCGCGCCUCAAGGGCGAGCUCGAUGCCAUCGUCGAGGCCAAGACGCACACCGUGCACAAGGAGAACUAUAGCGACGAGAAGGCCCUUUAG
Messenger RNA from Rhodotorula toruloides NP11, 1581 nucleotides. RefSeq names its product MFS monosaccharide transporter. Gene Ontology annotation, molecular function: carbohydrate:proton symporter activity. Gene Ontology annotation, cellular component: membrane. Lineage: Eukaryota; Fungi; Basidiomycota; Microbotryomycetes; Sporidiobolales; Sporidiobolaceae. The coding region runs from base 1 to 1581 and encodes 526 amino acids. The record is from RefSeq and is a predicted model, not a curated record. Gene Ontology annotation, biological process: transmembrane transport; carbohydrate transport. The transcript has 19 exons.